Messenger RNA from Tribolium castaneum (red flour beetle), 1867 nucleotides. RefSeq lists its product as uncharacterized. NCBI's taxonomy places the organism in Eukaryota, Metazoa, Arthropoda, Insecta, Coleoptera, Tenebrionidae. The transcript has 3 exons. The record is from RefSeq and is a predicted model, not a curated record. The coding region runs from base 85 to 786 and encodes 233 amino acids.
GAUGGCACUCAUCGUCCCGUCCUUGUUUCGGUCCUGCAGCCAUCUGGCUCGGUCAGCUGUUUGUGAAUUGGCGAGAAAAGUACGAUGGCUGCUGGUUGUUGUGGCACGAAAAAGCAGAAAUUGAACAAUUCCUCGAGUGUCCCAUCGUGCAAUGGUGGUCCGGUAGUGUCCAACGGCUUGCCCAGCAACGGUACAGGCAUGGUGGCCUUGCCCGAGAUGUGCUUCUUUUGUUUUGACGUUUUGUACUGUCAUCUCUAUAACCUGGCGCCUCCGAAGACUCCCUCCUUCAGCAACGACGCCUACCCCCUGUUCGUCACCUGGAAGAUCGGCAAAGACAAGCGUUUGCGGGGCUGCAUUGGCACCUUCAACGCCAUGAACCUGCAGUCGGGGCUGCGGGAGUACGCCGUCACUAGCGCGUUCAAGGAUUCCAGGUUCAGUCCAGUGACGAGGGAGGAGUUCCCGAAAUUGAGCGUUUCGGUGUCGAUUUUGAGGCAUUUUGAGGACGGGGACGACUACCUCGAUUGGGAGGUGGGGGUGCAUGGAAUCAGGAUUGAGUUCAUCAACGAGAAGGGGAACAAGAGGACGGCCACGUAUUUGCCGGAGGUGGCCUCGGAACAAGGUUGGGAUCAGCUGCAGACGAUCGACUCGCUGCUGCGUAAAGGGGGCUACAAGUCGGUGAUAUCGAACGAAGUGCGUCGCAGCAUAAAACUGACUCGUUAUCAAAGUGAGAAAAUAACAGUGACUUAUCAAGACUACAUGAACCACUGGAACAGCCAGCGUUGCUAGCAGAUAAUGUGGGGGCGUCCCCCGAUGGCGGCGUCCCCACACAGCAGCGCCACCGCCCCCUCCCACCACCACCACCACGCAAUGCCGCCCCCAGCCCUUGUCAUGGUCCAGCCCACGUUCCCCCUCUAUGCCCCGCCCCCGCCCUACAUGCUCCACCCAGGCCCGCCCCUCUGGUGGGACCACUUCCCAGGCCCCUCCUACCAGCCCGACUAUCCCCUCUCCCCCGACUAUCACCGGAAACGGAAGUGACCCUUGAAUCUCAUCAUCGGAUCCAUCUGUUACUGUAUCAAGUUUUGAACAAACAGUACUACCAACACCAAAAGUUGUCAAGUCCGAGCGCGAUUUUAGGUUAGGUCUCACUCCGUGCCUAACCAUCGCACAUAAUGCACGGGUGCCAACCUUGCAUUUAUUACUAUUGCUUUCGCUUCCAGUGUUACCGACACUAGAAAUUUAAGAUUCAACUAACUUGUUCAAAUGAAAUAAAUAUAUUUUUGCAUAUGUCAAUCGUCCGAUCUGUUUCAAAAAGGGGGUGCGUUGCAAUAAUUACCCAAACAAUUCAUUACUUAUUAUUUGUGUGUGAGUGACGUUAUAUUAACCUUAAAAUAAGAGAAUAUAGAGCUAGAAGGUAGUGUGUAAAAAUUGAAAACUUAAUCAUCACUGCCAUUUUGUCAUGUAUAGUUUACAAUCAUCGGUGAUGCUCAAUUAGCUGCCGCUAUGAACAUCAGUGUGAUCUCGUUGCGGGUGGUUGGUAACCUUGACUGUUAAAUGUUACUUUUUUCGCUCAGUGUUGCCAACGCAAAUUAUGGUCACCCGGUAUAACUCAGCCAAAGUUGAGAUGCGCAUCUUAAGUGUCUCAAAACUCAGGAUUUAAUUGGGUAAUCGAAAUCCACUGCUCUACAAUAAUAAUUUUCGCAUAUCUCAUUUCGGAAAAAUUCAAACAAACAGCAAAACAUCGGAGAAAAUGUGCCUAAGACUGGAGAAAAUCCCAGUUAGCCGCGCCAUGAGACACUUCUGAUUUAAUUAGUGUUUACGUGUAUUGUAGUGGGGUUCAAAGGUUUAAUAAAAAUUACUUUUAUAACUA